Molecule: messenger RNA, 2857 nt
Organism: Entelurus aequoreus (snake pipefish)
Lineage: Eukaryota; Metazoa; Chordata; Actinopteri; Syngnathiformes; Syngnathidae
Product: solute carrier family 22 member 4-like
Exons: 11
Coding region: 215-1867 (550 amino acids)
Biological process (GO): transmembrane transport
Cellular component (GO): membrane
Molecular function (GO): transmembrane transporter activity
Source: RefSeq, a predicted model, not a curated record
CGCGCGGCAGGAAGAAGCUUCUUUUUAAUCUUUGCGUACUCCUCCGAUACUUUGAUUUGGGUCGGGCACUUAUAAAGUUCGGAUGGCAUUUUCAAGCAGGUUUUGGGUCAUGUGGGUGACAACAGGGCGGUGGCUGCUUUUUACGCAAACUGCAGUUUAAAGAUGGAGUAAAUCUUUUUUGAGGGAAAAAUCUUCCUUUCCGGAGUGGGACAGAAUGAGGAGUUACCCACAAUGCAUCGCCUUUCUGGGACAGUUCGGACGCUUCCAGCAGAUUGUUUUCUUCCUGCUAUGCAUCAGCAUCGUGCCCAACGGCUUCGGCGCCUUCACGCUGAUCUUCCUGGCGGACACGCCGAGCCACCACUGCCGGGUUCCGGACGUCAACCUCACCGAGGACUGGCGCGGCGCUAUCAUCCCGGUCCGGGUGGUCGACGGCAAGCCGCAACCCAGCAGCUGCAGCCGGUACCGCCUGGAUGUGGUCCGGAACCUCUCGGAUAUGGGAUACAGUCCGGAUCAGGACGUAAACCUCACCACCCUGGAGGAGGAGACGUGUAAGGACGGCUGGAUCUAUAGCAAGGACAUCUACCAGUCCACCAUUGUCACUGAGUUCGACCUGGUGUGCGACCAAAAGUGGAAGAAGCCGUUCACCACCACCAUCUUUUUUGUGGGCAUCCUGAUCGGAUCCUUCUUCGCCGGACAGCUCUCAGACAAAUGCGGAAGGAAACCCAUCCUCUUCGUCACUUUGGCUCUCCAGACCAUCUUCACCUUCAUUCAAGUCUUUUCCGUGUCCUGGGUGAUGUUCACCAUCCUCCUGGUCAUCAACGGUUUGGGACAGAUGUCCAACUAUAUGGCCGCUCUGGUCCUAGGAGCAGAGAUCUUAACAGGCAACGUUCGCCUGCUGUAUUCGUCGUUGGGAACUUGCUCCGGAUUCGCCGUAGGCUACAUGCUGCUGCCGGUUUGUGCCUACUUUGUGAGGGACUGGAAAAAUCUCCUGCUGGUGCUGUCCGUGCCCUGUCUGGCCUUCUUCCCUUUCUGGUGGUUCAUCCCGGAGUCUCCUCGGUGGCUUCUCUGCCAGGACCGGGCCGAAGAGGCGGAGGCCAUCAUAAGGAAGGCGGCCAAAAUCAACAAGGUUCAGGCCCCUGGUGUCAUCUUCGAAGGCUAUGUGGCCAAGGCCAAGACGGACCCCAAAGAGCCACACAGCAUCUUGGACCUGGUCAGGAACAGCAACAUUGCUUUCAUGACGGUCAUUCUCUGCUACGUGACCUUCACCAUGUCGGCAGGAUACUACGGCAUCUCCUUCAACACCACGCAGCUCCACGACAACACCUACCUCAGCUGCUUCAUCUCCGGCGCCGUGGAGCUGCCGGCGUACGUCUCCAGCUGGCUGGCGCUGCGCUACGUCUCGCGGAGGCUGUCCGUCAUCGGCACCUUGGUGCUCGUCGCCUUAACGCUGUACGUCAUGCAGCUGGUGCCUGAAGGUUAUUCCAGCCUGUCUCUCCUGUUGGAGAUGGUGGGCAAGUACGCCAUCACCACGGGUUACGGCCUGAUGUUCGCCUACACCACCGAGCUUUACCCGACUGCGCUGCGGAAUACGGCGACCGGAAUAUGCAACACGGUGGCACAGAUAGGCAGCUGCAUCACGCCUUACCUGCUGGAGCUGAGGUCCUACGCCAAGUUUCUUCCGUACAUCGUCUUGGGAAGUUUGGCGGUUUUGGCCGCCCUCGCCACCAUUCUCCUUCCUGAGAGUUUUGGGCGACCUCUUCCUGACAGCAUGCAGGACAUACGCCAGAGGGAACGCAUCAAGUGCCCCUGCAUGCCGCAAGCUGGGACUCCUGUGACUGUGGUACUUAUGGACAAUGCCAAAGCAUGAAAUGUAACAUACACACUACUGUAGGGGUGUAACGGUACGCCAUCAAAACGCCUGCGUUCAUUUUUUGCGACAGUCACAACAAGCAUAGCAAGCAAGCAAAAUAGAAAACUGCAUAGCUUUUGUGCAAACAUUGUUUUUAAAAGUAAACCAAUAAACUGCAAACAGCUGCCAGGUAAUUUUACAAUAAACAAAAUCUUGUGAAAUGUAAAAAAUGUUUAGUCAUAUACCGCAUUUUCGCAUCGGAUUAUAAGGCGCACUGCCGAUUAACGGUCUAUGUUCGAUCUUUUUUCAUAUAUAAGGCGCACCAGAUUAUAGGAUGCAUUAAAGGAGUCAUAUUAUUAUUAUUUAUUUUCUAAAUGUAAAACACUUCCUUGUGGUCUACAUAACAUGUAAUGGUGGUUCUUUGGUCAAAAUGUUGCAUAGAUUAUGUUUUACAGACCGUCUUCAAGCCGCUUUCUGACAGUCACUUCCGAAUUUACGUGGCUCACCUUCGGCAGCGUCUUCUCCCCGUCAUCUUUGUUGUAGCGGUGUAGCGUGCAAAGACGGGAGUGGAAGAAGUGUCAAAAGAUGGAGCUAACUGUUUUAAUGACAUUCAGACUUUAAUUAAAUCAAUAAUGGAGCAGCAUCUCCUCAUCCGGAAACAACAACGCCGGAAAUGUGUCCCGUGAAAAACCGGUUCCUUGGGUGAAUAAUGUAAACUCAUUACACCGGUAUGAUUUAGCGCUUUCAUGGCAAGUUUACUGACAGAUAUAAGUAAGAACUUUACAUCACUUUAUAUGAGAACAUGGCAACUGCGGAGGAUGAAUGUCACAUAAGAAGAAGAUAGAGAAAAAGAAAAUCUUAUCGACUACAGUGCGCAAUUUUUCAGGAUUUAUGCAGAUCCCAAAUACAGAUCAGCAGGUACCAGAAGGUAAGAAAAGUUGCUUUUGCAUAAAAUUGCGAAACAAAACGCCAGAUAAUAUGUCUUACCUUAUCAUACUUGCCAACCUU